AUGCGGUUGGAUUUGGCUGGGGGAGGCGCUGGGAAGAACUGGGGUGGGGGGGGAGGAGGGGGAGGGGGAGGUGGCGGGGGAGGGGGAGGGGCGGGGGGAGGCGCGGGGGGAGGGGGGAGCGGAGGGGAGGGCGUGGGGGGGCGGAAGGGGGAGAAGGCGUGGGGACAGCACCUGGGGACGGUGAAGGAGGGGAAUGAGGAGAAGGGGGCGUACGCCAGGAGGCUGUUGAACAACCUGUGGGAGUAUAACAGCGAGAUGGACGGGCUUUCCAAGGAGUCCAGCCAGCAGAACAGCAGCCUAGACUCUAACGAGGAGGUACAGCAAAUUGUGAAGAUGCGAAUGGAUAUGGAACGUGCUACUGCUGCCUCUUCUUCCUCCUCUGCUGCCGCUGCUGCUGCGCGUCGCGCUGCUGUUUUGGACCGGGCUAUGGGGGGGAGUGGAGGGCUGGAUGGGAGGGCGAUGGAGGGGCGAGGGGUGGAUUUACGGGACGGGAGGGGCGGGGCGGGAGGAGGUUCGGGGUCGUUUUUUGACACGGGGCAGAAGGCGAAGAAGAAAGCAGGCUCGGGUGCAGGUUCGGGCGUUGGUUCGGUUCUUGAUGGACCAACAGCGGAAACGCUUCGGAAAGUAUUAGAUGAUGAUGAUGACGAGGAGGAGGAGGAAGAGGAGGAAGAGGAGGAAGAGGAGGAGGAGGAGGAGGAGGAGGAGGAUGAAGAAGGGGACGAAGAUGAGGAUGAUAGUGGGAGCGUUGUGGAUAGGAGUGUAAACGUCCCUGCAUAUAAACGGUCAGCAACCGCUUCAAAAGUUUCCCGGGACGAACUUUUCCACCUGCCCGUGCCGGAUCCCAGCCAAUACAAUCGCUCGAGAAGCGUGCCGAAAUCCCAUGACCGCCUUAAAGGGGGCAGAGGAGGGGGGGACGGCGGAGGAACCUCGGCAGAAAAAGCCGAGCGAGGGGAGAAAGGAGAAAGGGGAGAGAGGGGAGAGAGAGGCGAGAGGGGGGAGAGGGGGGAGAGGGGGGAGAGAGGCGAGAAGGGCGAGAGGAGAGAAAGGGUGGGGUUGAGCCGAGGUGGAAGUGCAGGUGGGCCAACAAAGACACUCUUCCUUGAAGCCAGUGGCUCCUCCUCCUCUGCCGGGUUUGGCCUCUCCCUCUCCCCCCGAGGAGGCGACCGAGGAGUGCGAGGAGGAGAGAGAGGAGAGAGAGGCGGAGAGAGAGGAGGAGGAGGGGUGGGAGUGGGCGGCGGAGUGCUGACGGUGUCCAAGCCAUGGAGCCCGCUGCCUCUGACGGCGUCUAACCAGCUGGGGGGAGCCCGGGGAGCCAAGUCGUUCACAGGGGGGUCGGCCUUUCUCGAAUCGCUGCCUGAGGAGGACAAAAAGCUCAUAAGAGGGUUCAAGGUGCUGGUAGUUGAAGACGACAUAGUGAACUGCACCAUAAGCCGGCAACUUCUCGAACUUUUGUCCUGCCGCGUGACCCUCACGCGCAACGGCCGUGAUGCUUUAGACCUCAUGCGGGGGGGCACAGACCUGGAGCUGCAGGCGCAGGAGGCAGCAGUGGCGGCCGCAGGGGGCGCGGAGGAGGGGCAAGAGGUGGCCCCGCAGUUUGAUCUGGUGCUGAUGGACCUGAACAUGCCAGUGAUGGAUGGGAUCAAGGCUGUGGAGCAGUUUAGGGAGUGGGAGGAGCUUGCUGAACCUCGACGGCAGGCCACUCUCAUCUUUGCUGUGACCGCCAAUGUGUCAGACGGCAACAUGGUGAAGUGCGCCCAGAAGGGCUUUGACGAGUUCCUGAGCAAGCCACUGACGCCUGAGAAGCUGCUCAACCGCCUGCGAGAAGUAUGCCGGCGACAAACCAUCCAUCGUGCCCUCUGA
Molecule: messenger RNA, 1860 nt
Organism: Closterium sp. Yama58-4
Lineage: Eukaryota; Viridiplantae; Streptophyta; Zygnematophyceae; Desmidiales; Closteriaceae
Source: the annotation of a GenBank genome assembly